Messenger RNA from Bactrocera dorsalis (oriental fruit fly), 2322 nucleotides. RefSeq names its product glutamate dehydrogenase, mitochondrial (gene bb8). The coding region runs from base 640 to 2241 and encodes 533 amino acids. Gene Ontology annotation, biological process: L-glutamate catabolic process. The record is from RefSeq and is a predicted model, not a curated record. Lineage: Eukaryota; Metazoa; Arthropoda; Insecta; Diptera; Tephritidae. The transcript has 5 exons. Gene Ontology annotation, cellular component: mitochondrion. Gene Ontology annotation, molecular function: L-glutamate dehydrogenase (NAD+) activity.
CUUGUAGUUAGAAAAAAGUGCUUCAAUAUUCCAAGUUUUAUUAGCUUUAGACUGGUGAUUAAGUUUUAUGGAAAUAACUUUCAGAACAAAAAUAUCGUCGAGAAAUAAACUUUCUUCCUUUUGAUGAAAUUGUAGAUUUAGGCAUUAUUUGUCCAUAGUUUUGACUUAGAAUAGCGAAAUUGAAAGCAAACCAAUUUUCUGAUCCUAUUGAAACGACUUGCAAUAAUUUUAUUCCAUCAAUUGAUUCUUAAAGCGCCGAAAAUCGCCUUAACUGAACUGAAUAACAGAACUUAGCGCUGAAUGGACUAACAACUUAAAGUUUUGGUCGUUAAAAAAUCAGUUGAUACUCCCGAUAUGUAAAAACUUGCUUUCAUUCGACAAAAAGUAAUAUACAUAUAAUUGAAUCAUGCUUCAGUUCAUUUUCAUAUAUUCGUAAGAAUUUUUGUUUUGAUCGCAGCGAAUUAAUUUUAUUUGUCAAAGAGAAUUUAAAAAAAAAAAAAACUUUAAGAUAUAAAAAUAAGAGCGUGUUUUUACAACGAAUUAAAUAAAAAAAAAACAAUUAUUAAAAAGAUAUAUAUAUACAUUAUAUAUAUACAUUUUCGUAGCAACCCUUCGGUAUAGAAGUAAUUUUGUGUCAAUAUGUCGUUCCUACUAAAUGAUAAGCUAUUGCGAUCAGCACUACCGAAGACAAUAUUGUACUGGUCCGGACUUGGGGCUAUUCGCGAAAAGCAUGUGAUCCCCAAGCAUUUGGAAAAAAUUGCCAAAGACAAAGAUCCACCAUUUGCACAGAUGGUUGAGUACUAUUAUCAUUCGGCGGCUCAGCUUAUGGAGCCGAUGAUGAUAAAGGAACUGGAGAAGUAUCCGUAUAUGAAGAAGGAACAGCGUGAACGACGUGUUUCGGCCAUGCUGCAAUUGAUCGGCUCAACCACAAAUUUGCUGGAAGUUACCUUCCCUAUAAUAAAAAGUGAUGGUCGUUACGAGCUAAUUACCGGCUAUCGAGCACACCAUACCAGACAUCGAUUGCCACUCAAAGGAGGUAUACGUUUUGCCAUGGACGUAGAUGCCGAUGAGAUACGUGCUUUGGCUUAUCUGAUGGCGUUUAAGACGGCUUGCGUAAAUGUGCCUUUCGGUGGUUCCAAAGGUGGCAUACGUAUCGAUCCCAAAAAGUAUACUGCACACGAGUUGCAAACGAUAACUCGUCGCUAUACAAUGGAGCUGUUACGACGCAACAUGAUAGGUCCUGGUAUAGAUGUACCAGCACCAGAUGUGAAUACAAGCGAACGCGAGAUGAGUUGGCUGGUGGAUCAGUAUAUUAAAACUUUUGGUUACAACGAUGUGAAUGCUUUAGCCAUCACGACUGGUAAGCCAGUAGCAAUAGGUGGUAUAAAUGGUCGUACUGCCGCCACAGGACGUGGUCUGUUUAAGGCAGCUGAAUGUUUUAUUAUGGAUCAAGAUUGGAUGGAUUUAUUAGGCUGGAAAACUGGUUGGAAAGAUAAAACAGUGAUCGUGCAAGGUUUUGGUAAUGUCGGUUCAUAUGCAUCUGUUUUCGUAGUAGAAGCUGGUGCCAAACUGAUCGGUGUACAAGAAAUUGAUGUAUCACUUGUAAAUGAUAAUGGCAUAGAUCCUAAGGAUUUAAUGGACUAUUAUGCUAAAAAUAAGAAAUCCAUCAAGGGCUAUACGAAAGCUACUGAAAAAAGCGGAAGUCUGCUAGGUGAAAAAUGCGAUAUACUAAUGCCUUGCGCUACACAAAAGGUUCUCACCGCUGAAAAUGCCAAUAGUGUACAAGCAAAGAUGAUUUUGGAAGGCGCUAAUGGUCCUUCGACGCCUGCUGCCGACGAAAUAUUACGUAAAAAGAAUGUACUCAUCAUACCGGAUAUGUAUUGUAAUGCUGGCGGUGUAACGGUAUCUUACUUUGAGUACUUAAAGAAUAUCAAUCAUGUAUCUUAUGGUAAAAUGAACGUGAAACGCGAAAAGUCUAUAAUCAAUGAGAUUUUCAACUCCAUCAAUGAAUGCAAUGAUAAAUUUGCGCCGAAUAAAAAGUUGGAGCUUAUUCGAGACUGUACGAAGGAGGCGGAUAUUGUAGACGCUGGGCUGCAAACAGUUAUGGAGACUGCUGCAGAAGGCAUAAAAUACGUGGCCAAUGAAUACGCUCUGUGCAAUGAUUUGCGUACGGCUGCUUUCAUAUAUUCGAUUUCCAAGAUUUUUCUCGCCUUAGAAGUAACGGGCAUUUCUCAGCAGUAGUUGUUGAUUGUUUCAGAAAUUAUUUGGCGAUGAUAGCAUUUUAAAAUGUAACACAUAAAGACUAACGUUUAAACUCUCAAA